Messenger RNA from Adelges cooleyi (spruce gall adelgid), 2108 nucleotides. Its product is annotated as G-protein coupled receptor Mth2-like. Gene Ontology annotation, molecular function: G protein-coupled receptor activity. Gene Ontology annotation, cellular component: membrane. The transcript has 6 exons. Lineage: Eukaryota; Metazoa; Arthropoda; Insecta; Hemiptera; Adelgidae. Gene Ontology annotation, biological process: cell surface receptor signaling pathway; G protein-coupled receptor signaling pathway. The record is from RefSeq and is a predicted model, not a curated record. The coding region runs from base 212 to 1840 and encodes 542 amino acids.
GCCACGCGCUUCGCUUGUAUACCGGCUUAUACGUUUGACAACAGCGCCGAUGUUUGUGUGAAUUAUUUUUAAUUAUUUUCGGAUACAUUUUCAAAAUAUUUUAACUUAAAUUCUACCACCCCCUCCCCCAAACUCCAGAACCAUCCCCUCCUCUGACACUAGCAAUGAACCCUUAAGUAUCGUCGAAGCCGUGUUUUUUAACGCCCAAAUUAUGUGCGGACGGACGACUUUCUUGUUGACUAUCGCGUGUUUGAGUGCGGUAGUGACGGCCGAUAGCGGCGGCGGCAUCAGAAACAUGACAGCCGAAUGGCCGUGCAAGAUGAACAAAACGGUGACGGUAUCGCGGGACAACGUGACGAUAGUGGACAACGUUUUGUGGACAACGGGACAGCCUUCGAAAGGCUAUCCGCCGUCGGCAUACCGCGUCGUCUCGGCCGGAUACGAAUUGUGCGUGUGCGAAGUCGAAUCCUGCGUGCGAAAGUGUUGCAAGGAAAACAAGGUAUUCGUCGAAAACGUUGGAUGCAGCGCCAGAAACGAAUCUUUGCAUAGAGCUUUCGGGGUGCCAAAGUUUGUAAAUGGAUCCGGUUUGGUCGAAGAAUAUGAAGAUAAUGCGUUCGUCGUUGUCUAUGGAAAAAUGAAAUGCUCUAAUAAGAUGUACCAAUUGGACCCGCGAAAAAGCUCAAAGGAUAAUUUUUGGAUCUCAGAAAAAGGCUGGCUAAUAAAUGAUGCUGGAAAAACUAUCUCAUCGCCAGAACAAUUCUGCGUAGACAAUUUUUCCAAUUUAAAUUUCGAUGUACUCAUAUUGGUGUGCUUUCAAGCAACUGACACCGCUAAUGUAAAGGAAGAAUGGACCACUAUGAAAAAGUUUUACACUAUAUUAAUGAUACUGUCGUUGCCGUUUUUAUUGGCUACAUUUCUUGUGUACGCUCUGGUCAAGGAAUUAAGAAAUUUGCACGGAAAGUCUCUUAUGUGUCAUAUAGUAGCACUAUUUGUUGCAUACGCGGGCCUAUGUAUAGUUCAGAUUAAAACGAACGAAAUGGAUCAUGAUUUGUGCAUCGUAUUAGCAUAUAUUAUUCAAAUUUCUUUUUUGGCCAGUUUCUUCUGGUUAAAUGUCAUGUGUUUUGAUUUAUGGUGGACGUUCAGCGGAUAUAGACCUCUGAAGGGAAAUACUCACAGACAAGAAGCUAAAAAGUUUGUUAUAUAUUCUAUAUAUGCCUGGGGAUGCACUAUUAUUAUAUUGAUCAUAACUUUAUACAUGGAUUUAUCGCCAAACGAAACACCAAAUGCAAUCCGGCCAGAAUUCGGAAAAGACCGUUGUUGGUUUUAUUCAAAAGCCGCAAAAUAUUUCUACUUUUAUGGACCAAUUGGCGUAUUAUUGUUGAGUAAUUUACUGAUGUUUAUUUAUACUACAGUUAAAAUAGUCAAACAUAUGAAAGACGCUAAAGUACUCAUCGGGUCAAAGAGCAAGAAAAACAUUGAUCAUGAAACACAAAGAUUUUUGUUGUAUUUAAAAUUGUUCAUUGUGAUGGGAAUAAGUUGGCUCACGGAAAUAUUAGCGUUUGAGUUCAAGGAUUACCAAUAUAUAUGGAAUUACACGGACAUUGUAAACAGCCUACAAGGAGUACUGAUAUUUUGUAUUUUUGUGUGUAAAAAACGAGUCUUGAAGUUAAUGAAAAAAAAAUGUUGCCUAAAAUCUACACAAUCGACAAGUGUAACAUCGACUAGGACAUUUAAUAGUACAUUAUCCAAGUCGAGCUGUACAACUAAGGACUCGAUCAAAAUGAACAAUAUCAAUAAACAGACUUCUACAAGUGAGUCGGUUUCAGAUUUCAAGGCUUAACAAUUGGGUGUGCGGUGUGCCCUUAUUAUACCAAAAGCAUGUUUUAACUAGAAAAUUCAUCAGUAAACAAUUUAAAUUGUAAAUACACUUCUCGAUUACAACCCUAAAAACGUUGUGAGAUACUUUUUUUUUCUCGUCUUACUAUAUGUAUUAUAUUUUAUUUAUUUAUACAUGUAUAAAAUUUUAAACAUACAAUGGACCUAACUACAAGUAUUUUUUAAUUUAAGUUCACGACAUUAUGUGAUUUUUGACUAGGUUUUAAUUCUAG